Fusarium redolens is the source of this 1542-nucleotide messenger RNA. RefSeq lists its product as uncharacterized. NCBI's taxonomy places the organism in Eukaryota, Fungi, Ascomycota, Sordariomycetes, Hypocreales, Nectriaceae. Bases 1 to 1542 code for a protein of 513 amino acids. The record is from RefSeq and is a predicted model, not a curated record. The transcript is spliced from 4 exons.
AUGAGCGACAAGCCUGACCCAGAUGCCGUCAAGGCGGCCCUAAUGGUCGACCUCUCUCGUUUUCGCCAGGAAGAACUUCCUCUAAGCGUUGAAUCGAAAAAUGGAAAGAGCACGUACGCACCAAACAGAAAGAAUGGAACCGACCACUAUUCGGAUGCUAAAAAGGCUAUGCUCGAGAACAAAUGGUCUGCCAAGAUUAACGAUGGAGAGUCCCAAAGUAUGGAAGGCCUGGAGCCCGAAGAUUCACGGCCUUGGGCAAAAGGCCAGACUAGAAAGAGACUCUCGAACAUCAUGAUUGACAGAGCUGCUCCGGCUAUCCCUGCUUCUCACGGAACAUUUUCCUCUCAUCAGUCCCAGAGAACUCGUGUUGAGUUCAAACCUACAACACCUGCGAAAUGGGGCCCACCACCUACACAGACAGCUUCUGCAGCCAAUCGUCAAGAGCCCAUACCUGCUGCUACUAACAAUGGCAGUUCUUCCUCUGCGAAUGCUGCUUCUGUGAACGGCAAUUCUCGCACACCUUUGGUCGUCCAAAAGCAGGAUGCGCACGAUCAGGGCCUCAAUGCAUCGGAGCACCUCCUGUACAGCAACCAGUGCCACCUUGGGAAGACUGAGGCACUUAGUAUCGUCACAACUGUCGCCAUCAAGAUCCGAAUCGCAUAUAACGACGGCAUUUUGGAGCUUCAAAACGACUCUAAGGGCCUCCGAAGCCAUAAUGCCCUUGACAUUGAGACACCUGUCCGUGACAGCGUCUUCUGUACAAUCAAAGUGAAAUCUAGGCCCUGGUCUGAUGAUCUUCGAUUCGCCACGGUUGACGACGCGCAGGAGUUCAAGACUUGCCUGGCGAAGCUCCAGAGGUGUCUACUGAAGCAACAAAAGGAACAAGACAUCGGCGAGUCUCAGGUUGCUAACAAGACUGAGGAAAGCAACAAGGCGGAGGACGAAAACGACCUCUUAAUGGCCGCCAGCCCCAUUGCGAGCACGGCAUCUAAUGCUUCCAUUCUCGACUCCAACGGUACAUCUCAACAAGUGACCACCAUGGACCAAGUGCCCCUAAUCAUGGCGGACGAUGACUGGGGAACUACAGCUAAUAACAAUAUCCCCGGCCUGGGACAUGAGACCGAACACCUGGGUCAGUUGUUCCACCAGGUUCUGGAGCAAUUCGGUGCCCUGAAGAGUCACUCUGGCGAGACAAUGAAUGGGGUCGAGUAUGAAAUCCUCGAGCAGUCUCUCAGCCACAGUCUUCUUCAGGAGUGCGAUGAGAAAGUUCGCAACGAUACCCUGAACAUUAUCCGUUCCAUGUUCGACGUGGGGUGUAAGCUCGUCUCUCGUGAGCUUGGUCCAGGCCUCGCAGAUGACAAGGCAAUCGGGAAUACUGGCAAUGGCAUUGAUCUUGGUCUCCGUCAGGGAGCAACCGCCAAGCAGGCGGAGGUUUCGACCAACCGCUCCGAGCUCGGUAUGCCUAAGGGCUUGGGCUCUUCACGUUUCGCCAAAAAGCAGGUGGCAUACGAAGGCAACUUUACCGGCCCGAUCAAGUACUGA